Molecule: messenger RNA, 1158 nt
Organism: Vigna radiata var. radiata (mung bean)
Lineage: Eukaryota; Viridiplantae; Streptophyta; Magnoliopsida; Fabales; Fabaceae
Exons: 3
Coding region: 265-663 (132 amino acids)
Source: RefSeq, a predicted model, not a curated record
UCUUUUUGGCAACCAUUGUUAAUGUUAGACUCUGUAAAAAGAGAACUUGACUGAUAAAAUGAUUGGUAAGAGCAUUGCAGUCACAAGUAAAGAAGGUGUAACUUUGUUCUCAACUGAACCACGGGAUUUGGAAAAUGUUCUCCUCAAUAUUGGCCACAAACUCCUUCACAUGACACAAAGACCCCGUGAAUGUGUUGAAAAAUAUCAUGCUUCUCAUUGGUUAUAUAUUGGUCAACCAAUGAACAACCCAAGUUAAAACAGCUGAUGCAAUGCAAUUGCAAUUGCUUCUCAUCAAAUUUUUCACAGUGGAGAACACAUCUUGCAUCACCCUUUCUUCAUUCAGAACUUAUGGCAAACACCUUGUGCCCCAUUGAGCUGGAGCCUAGAACACUAAAUCAAGUGCAGCUCACCCAAGCUAGGGAAGUAGCUGCAGAGGUAGUUCAGAAGUUGGAACCAUGUGAAGCAUCAGCUCUAUUCAUUGAGGGGCUGAUGCAUCCAAUACAGAAAGUGAUGCAAAUGGAUGAAAACGAAAACCUAACUGAGAAGCUUGCUGAUUGCAUGAAGAAAGCUGAGUCUAUUACUGAUCAGAGCAAAGCUUGUCAUUGUCAAUGCUCCUGUGCCACUGAAAACUCAUUCAAAGAGCCACUUUCUGCACCCUUUUGAUUUAAGCUUUCUUGCAUUAUAUCCUAGUACUAAAUUUGUUCCCUUUUUUUCCUUCUCAUGCUACUCAUGUCAGAUGCAAAUGCUGCUACUAGUUGCUAAUAAAACCAGGGUUCAGACAAGUAUACAACAUUGUUCUGAAUGCACCACCAAAUUCAUGUUUCCUUUCAUGUAAAAUGGAACCAACUCCAAUAUGCAAUAUACUAAAGUGACUUCACAGAAAAAAAAACAACCCAAAAUCCACAAAAAUCUGUCAUUUUUCUGAUAGAUUUUACAAGUAGUUCUGAUAAGGUGUUUCAUUGAGAUCUGGGUUUUGUUUAGGCCCUUUUGGUUUCUUUGUUUUGUUUCAGUGAUGACCAAAAAUACAACCUUUCAAACACAUGAUUGAUAAUGUAUCUUAUCUAGAAAACAUAAGCUCGAGAAUCUAAGAAUGUUUGUUUUAGAUACCAAGUCCUAUAAAAUUGUAAGUUCUUUUAUAGGUAAUGUUCUGGAAUGGAU